Anarrhichthys ocellatus (wolf-eel) is the source of this 1602-nucleotide messenger RNA. RefSeq names its product chromosome unknown C7orf25 homolog (gene cunh7orf25). The transcript has 3 exons. Lineage: Eukaryota; Metazoa; Chordata; Actinopteri; Perciformes; Anarhichadidae. The record is from RefSeq and is a predicted model, not a curated record. Bases 193 to 1497 code for a protein of 434 amino acids.
AAGAAGAAGAAGACGAAGAAGACGGAGCUUCCGUUAGCAUUAGCAUUAGCUUUAGCUGUGCAGUUAUUAUAUUUGGAGACGAACGUGCGGAUUAAAGUGCACACGUCACUGCUGCCGUCCGUCCGUCAGUCCUCAGGUCCGUCCGUCAGUCCUCAGGUCCGUCCGUCUGUCCUCAGGUGUGAUGUAGGAGACAUGUCUCUCCAGGUGGUGCUCCAGCAGAGGAUCACCUCUGCCCAGGUGUUGCUGCAGAGGGCGGAGCUUCUGUGUCCAGGUGUGGAGGGUUACCAGAAGCUGGUUGGUAAACUGCGGGCGGAGCUGCGUUUCCUCCGGCGGGUGGAGGCCGGAGAGCUGCAGGUCAAAGAGUCCCACCUGCACAGCACCAACCUGACUCACCUGACGGCCAUCGUGGAGUCGGUGGCGAGUCUGGAGGACGUGGUCGCUCUGCUGCACGUCUUCACCUACCUGGACGCCGCCGGACGCCGGCAGACGCUGGUGGUGGACGUGGUGGCGAACGGAGGACACACCUGGGUGAAGGCGGUGGGAAGGAAGGCGGAGGCUCUGCACAACAUCUGGAAGGGGCGGGGCCAAUACGGAGACAAGAGCAUCAUCAGUCAGGCUGAGGACUUCCUGUUGGCCAGCAAACAACAGGAAGUCCACUUCAGACAUCCUCACGUGGUCUUCGCCUUCUACAACGGAGUCUCCUCCUCCAUGUUCCACCGACUCAAGGACAUGGACAUCUCCGUCAGAGGGGACGUCGUCGCUGUCAACAGUGUGAUGGAGGAGGAGGAGGAGGAGGAGGAGGAGCCGCCGCCGCCGCCGCCGCCGCCGCCAGCUGAAGGUAACGAGGAGGAGGAGCCAGCUGAAGGUAACGAGGAGGAGGAGGAGGAGUCUGAAGAUAAAGAGGAGGGGUCUGAAGAGGAGGAGCUGACCCAGGUGGACCGAUCCACGGUGGUGGUCAGCUUGGCGUUCCCCAUCCAGGUGAAGGUGGAGGAGUGUCAUUGCGUGAACCUCGACAUCACGACGCUCAUCACGUAUGUGUCAUCGCUGAGUCACGGACGAUGUCACUUCUCGUUCCGGGAGCCGGUGCUGACGGAGCAGGCGGCUCAAGAGCGCCUGCAGCCGGUUCUGCCUCAGCUGGACGACUUCCUGUUUGGUAAACAGCUGUUCGUCUGUCGCUCCGCCGUCCAAGACUUCCAGCUGAUCCUGGACACGCUGGGGGGGGCGGGCGAGAAGGAGCGCGCUCAGACGCUGCUGGCUCGAGUCCGCCUGGUGGACGACCGGCCGUCGGAACGCACGCUGCGCCUCACGCACAGCGCCAAGGUCAACCGACGCUCGCUCGCCAUCUUCGGCACCGGAGACUCGCUGAGAGCUGUCACCGUGACGGCAAACAGCCGAUUCGUCAGGGCGGCGGCCAAUCAGGGCGUCCAAUACAGCGUGUUCAUCCACCAACCGAGGGCUCUGACCGAGGGCAAGGAGUGGAGGGCCACACCCAUCUAGGGACUUCCUGUCUAGGGGGACUUCCUGUGCCGGGCUGAUGGGAGUUAAUAAUCAUGUAAAUAGAUCAGUCUGUUGAAUUACAUCACAAUAAAGUGUCACAGUCAA